Pezoporus occidentalis (night parrot) is the source of this 3415-nucleotide messenger RNA. It is a transcript of the gene LUC7L3, whose product is annotated as LUC7 like 3 pre-mRNA splicing factor. The record is from RefSeq and is a predicted model, not a curated record. The transcript has 11 exons. Gene Ontology annotation, biological process: mRNA splice site recognition. Gene Ontology annotation, molecular function: mRNA binding. NCBI's taxonomy places the organism in Eukaryota, Metazoa, Chordata, Aves, Psittaciformes, Psittacidae. The coding region runs from base 148 to 1584 and encodes 478 amino acids. Gene Ontology annotation, cellular component: U1 snRNP; U2-type prespliceosome.
AGGCGCGCGGUGCAUUGUGGGCUGGGCGAGGAGCCAGGCCGCCAUUUUGUCUCUGUCACCGUCCGCGGCGGCGGCGCGGUCGGUUCGUGAGGAGAGGCGGCGGCGGGGUCUGUGUUUGGUGAGGGGGGACUCGGCCAGGAAGACACCAUGAUAUCGGCCGCCCAGCUCCUAGAUGAGCUUAUGGGCCGGGACAGAAACCUGGCCCCGGAUGAGAAGCGCAGCAACGUGCGGUGGGACCAUGAGAGCGUUUGUAAAUACUACCUUUGUGGCUUUUGUCCAGCUGAAUUAUUUACAAACACCCGUUCUGAUCUAGGUCCUUGUGAAAAAAUACAUGAUGAAAAUCUACGUAAACAGUAUGAGAAGAGCUCUCGUUUUAUGAAAGUGGGCUAUGAAAGAGACUUCUUACGCUAUUUACAGAGCUUACUGGCAGAGGUAGAGCGCAGGAUUCGAAGAGGCCAUGCUCGAUUGGCACUGUCACAGAAUCAACAGUCUUCUGGGGGAGCGGGACCCACUGGUAAAAACGAAGAGAAGAUUCAGGUGUUAACUGAUAAAAUUGAUGUACUGCUACAGCAGAUUGAAGAAUUAGGUUCAGAAGGGAAGGUGGAAGAGGCACAAGGAAUGAUGAAACUUGUUGAACAAUUAAAGGAAGAGAGAGAAUUGCUGAGGUCUACAACUUCAACAAUUGAAAGCUUUGCAGCCCAAGAAAAACAAAUGGAAGUUUGUGAAGUUUGUGGAGCCUUUUUAAUUGUAGGAGAUGCACAGUCCAGGGUAGACGACCACUUGAUGGGAAAGCAGCACAUGGGUUAUGCCAAAAUAAAAGCUACAGUAGAAGAUUUAAAAGAGAAGUUAAGAAAAAGAACAGAGGAACCUGACCGUGAUGAAAGGUUAAAAAAAGAGAAACUAGAGCGAGAAGAGCGAGAGAAAGAGAGGGAACGGGAAAGAGAGGAGCGGGAAAGGAAGAGGCGACGGGAGGAAGAAGAAAAGGAAAAAGAGAGGGCUCGUGAUAGAGAGAGACGUAAAAGGAGCCGUUCACGGAGUAGACAUUCAAGCAGAACAUCUGACAGAAGAUGCAGCCGUUCACGAGACCACAAAAGAUCAAGAAGCAGAGAAAGAAGGCGAAGCAGGAGUCGUGACCGAAGAAGAAGCAGAAGUCAUGAUAGAUCAGAAAGAAAACAUAGGUCUCGCAGCAGGGACAGGAGACGAUCAAAAAGCCGGGAGCGGAAAUCCUACAAGCACAGAAGCAAAAGCAGAGAGAGAGAACAAGACAGGAAGUCAAAAGAAAAAGAAAAGAGGGGAUCUGAUGAUAAAAAAAGUAGUAUGAAGUCCAGUAGUCGAGAAAAGCAGAGUGAAGACACAAAUACAGACUCGAAGGAGAGUGAUACUAAGAAUGAGGUCAAUGGGACCAGUGAAGACAUUAAAUCUGAAGUGCAGCGUAAGUAUGCACAGAUGAAGAUGGAACUAAGCCAAGUAAGAAGACAUACUAAAGCACCUUCUGAAGGAAAAGACAGUGUAGUCCUGCAAAACAUUUUGAGGUACAUUGUUUUGUCUCAGCUAUUUUGUAGCAGACUCGUGCCCCCCCAUUAGUGUGCCUCUUUGGGACAUAUUUGUAAUAUAGUCACCAUAGCAAAAUUAAUUUUCCUCUUUUUUUAUUUUUUAGGGAUUUUGUUAUCGUUUUUUAAAAAAAAAUUGAACUGUUUUUGUAUUUAAGUCCAUAUUGUGUUGGUACAUCAGCAGAACCUUUUGCUUUAAUACUUUAAUAUCGGAGGCACAUGUUGGACUACUUUGUUCUCAUAUAAACUGCUAGUGUUUCUUUGUCAAGGAUGUUUCUAGUUUUUUUUUUUUUUUGCUUUAUUGCCUUGCAUUCUAAUGCAGUUUGUUCUGUAACUCGAGAGCCAGUAGCAUUGGAUUGAUGGAAGUGUAGGGUUUAUGAAUUAUUGCAGCUGACUACCAUACCUCACACAGCGUUGGUGUUGUGAGCGGCCCAUGAAAAGCCAAAUUAAAAAUCAAGGAUUCAGUCAAACUAAGCAGGUACUCAUGCCAGGUACUCCUUUCUCUACCCACAUCCAUGUUUGAAUGCUGUUGCCUGUAAUAUUUAAGCUUACUGUUGUGUUUUUUUUGAUUUUCAAGAUAGUGAAAAGGACCUUUUGUGUAUUGUGUGAAUACUGUAAAAGCCGAUGUUAACAGAAUGGAAUUUUCUUUCAACUGUGUGUAGGGAUGCAGUGCUGCCCAGAAUUAGAUAUCUUUAAAGAGUUUAAAAUGCAAUAAACACUACAGGUUACUUUCAAUGCAGUGCAAGUCUUUAAGAGGUAUGUGUUUAAUAUUUCCUACUGUGUAGGAGAAGUUGCAGUCAGCCAUAACACAGAGAGGUAGAAUGGCUGAUAACAGGCUUCUAAGGCAAAUUAAAUGCAAAGACAGAUGCCACCAUGUGAUUACAAUGUUCAUGGCAAUAAUGUGUGCUGAAAAACUGGUUGCUGGAAGUGAAACAGUUAAACACUAGGAAAUAACAAGUACUGUAUUAAAAGGAAAACUGGAAGUUUUUUCCUCACUCUUGACUUGGCUUUCUUACUGUUACAGAAGGUCUUUAGUUGUAUUCCUCAAAUAAGGAGCUAACAGUGGAGAGUACAGCUGAUAAAUGAGCUUCUUGCAACAUAAUUUGUUACUAUAGCUUUAUUAUUUAUGCUAGGAAGUCUUAAACACUUAAUGUUGAUUAUUAAACCAUUAAUGCUACAUUAUUGCUUCUAAAGCCAGUCAUGUUGACAUCUCUGUAGAGUUAAGCUGCCAGCUAACAACUGGGCCAAUAUAUAGGAAUGACAACAAAAUGCCCUUAAUGCUGUCUAAUUGUCUGUUUUCCCAAACUUCUGCAUUAUAGGACUACUCCAUGAAGAGUCUGCGAAGACAGAGGAAGACGGCUUAAACUGAAGAUCUGCUUUAAAAUGAGGUGAAAGAAAGCUGUAGUGGCGUAGAAAAAUAUAAAGUUGAGUUAGUAUUUUUAUUUUAUUUUUUUUUAUAUAUAUAAAAGAUUUAAUUCAGGACUGGUGUUUCCUCCCAGAGAGUUCAGAAAGAUGUGUUGAUAAGAGCACAUAAUGCUACUGAGAAUAUAAGUCCUGUCUCCUUUUUCUUUUCUUUAAGACUUUUUAAGAUAAGAAACAAACAUAACCUGAACACGUGGCUUGCUCAGUGUUUAAUUGCGAGUUUUCAUUCUUGGACUUUAAAACACAAGAAUAAAUGUUUAGUAUUUGUGUGAAUCAAACUAAACCAGAUCCCAUUUUUACAACUAAGCUAUUCCUAGCUUCUUGAUAUACGAGAAAUGGAAAUAAAGUAUCUUUGAAUUUCUGUUACAAAGCUGAUUGUCUCUGUCAUUGGACGUUUAAUAUUAAGCAAGUUUCUUUCCUAAUAAAUCUACUCCUGUCUUCAA